UAAAGGGACAGUGUCACUCCGCUUCCUUCCUGCUUCCUGUAGCUUCCACAUUUUCCGUACGCGACGUGUCGGGGUCACAGAUGCAGAGGGGAAACGAACGUGGUUUGUGCGGAUGGGUCCGGAUGCCACAUUUCAAUACGUUACCGUUUAGAGACGCUUGUCUGUCUCACGUGGACCUCGCGCACUGUGUUGUGACAGUGCAAAUGGGCGUCUCGGUGCUCGUGCAUUGUCUUCAUUUGCAUUGAUCCGUCUUGAACAAGGCUUCAGUGGAAAUGGGGGACACUCGCAAUAUUGUGACACCCGAAGUGAUCUUUGGUCAGAAAGAAGAAAAGUUGCAAAAGGAGCAUGGGGAAUGAUUUGUUGUGAUGUCCUGCGUUUUGAACAUGAACUAUCAGACAUCUGACACCUGCAGACUGAUGUGAUGUCUGAGACAUUCGGCCGCUGCUCAGUGGAGGAAAACCACCUACAGCAGCAUCAUAUAGGAGGACACCAUGUGAGUAAAUGGCAGUGAAGGAGUCUGGACUGAAUCAGUGUGACAAAGGAAGAACCAACCCGUACUGUUGGAUGAGAACUGAUGAGCUGUCCAAGCUGGCAACAGCAUGCCAACUGCAAAAGAUAAAGGUGGUUCCGCGUCCCACCGCCACCACCCUGCCUCAGAAUACGAUGAUGCCAGCCUGGCCCAAAAGAGAGAAUACUGGAGAACCAAGAAACGAGAGCAGAGGGCUCGACUGUCCGAGCGAAGAGGGAAGCCAGCACAGUACAGUCGAGGGAAAAAGCUUCUACAUCUAAAUACCACUGCAGUGGUGGAUUCCAGUUUAUCUGGUAGCUUAGCUGCUCCCUCUUCUCCUGUGCAGAGUAAUGACGAAUCAUAUAAAACACCCGAUGUCUCCCCAGCAUCCCAUAGUGCAAAUGCACUGGGAGUGGGUUCAUUUGAAGCCCCUGAAAGCCAAAAGCCGAAGUGGUUCCACACAAUGAAACUCGACAAGGUCUUGCCUCAGUUCCCAGCAUCAUGUUCCCUCUCAGCCAAAGCUGCUAGUGGCAACACAGCCACGUUAAAAUGCAGAACAACAAGGGGGGCUGUGAACAGAGCCGUUACCUCACCCACAGCUAGUGGAACCCAGCUGAACUCCAGUUCCUCAGUGCCUCUAGUCAGAGUGACCAGAAUUACCAAUGGCAGCUCUGCCCAAACAACACCUCAGCCACGUGUGUCUAUGCAAGGCACAUCAGUCCUAAAAAUGCAACACAAACAACAUGUUGCAUCACACAGUCAGCCCAAACUCUCACCUACCAAUGUGGCCAUGGGUAGGAUUCUUGUGUCCUCUCCAUGUGGCCCCAUCUCCAUAAAAACAGAGGGUAAAGAAGAGAACACAACACCUCCAAGUGGAACAAAGAGUGCCUUGGUCACCACACAGAGAGCUAAAGGUGUCGGCAACUCGCAACCUUCCAUAGAGUCCGAGGAGGAGAGAGCGGCCAGACGCAGAGAGCAUUGGCGGAUCAAAAAGCGAGAACAGAGAGCAAAGCUGGCAGCUCAGAUAGCUAAAGCCAGAGAUAGGACGCAGGCCACAGAGAUGACGGUACAGAGGCAAAUGGCACAAAAAACAAGACACAUGGGUCCCACAGCACGUCAGCAUCUUCCAUCUCAGUCGUUUUUAGAAGGAGCGGGUCCUACUCAGGCCAGAGCUACAUUCAGGCCAGCCAAAAAGAGAAAUGAUAAACUGCAAAUUGGGGCAGCGAGUUUGGCCACAGUUAACCUGCAGAUAAAAGUGCAGAAUCCACAUGAGACCAGGAAAGCACAGACAGCAAUUGCAUCUGACGUUAUUUCUGUGAGAAAAUCAGGGGAAACGCUGAGAAGGUUUCCAAGUUAUGUACAUCUUUCCAAUGUUACCAGAGGGAUCGUGCGAUGUAAAACACCUAGACAGAGGUUCAUUGAAGCCCAGAGGAGUUUGAUGAUUCAAAGAAACAUGAGAUGUAAGUCCCCACUGCUUGCUUCAGUGUUUGGUACCAGAAAUAUCCCCAGAAUCGACCCCAAUGACACACCCGAGCAGAUAAUAGCCAAACGGCGAGAGUACUGGCGGAUUAAAAAGAGGGAACAGCGAGCUAAGUUGUCGCUGGAGGUGAGAGCUCGGUUGAAGGAGAGGGACUCUCUGAUGCGAAGAGUGAAACGCUACCAGAAUAUCCUAGAGGAGAUGAGGAAAGCCAGAGCACUGACACAAUCAGCAGGGAGCACUCUCACCCAUGCGUCUGAAACCAUAGGAGGGUUCAUCAAAGAGGAUGGGACAGUGACCAUUAAAAUCCCCCAGGUUUCAACAUGUCACAACACAGCAUCUCGUAAAAGUGAAGAAGAACUUCUUGUCCAAAGUUCCAGCAAUACCCACGUUACACAGCCUCAAUAUCAGCCUCAUACGAGAAGAAGAGGUGUAACCCCAGUUAGAAUAAACCAGCCCUUCUGCCCAGCUCAGGUGAAAGUCUCUUUUCCUCUUUCUGGAAAGUCAGUCAACAAACAUUCAAAACUACUGUCAGCGAGAGCAAGGACUCAACGUGAAAGCACAACUGUAAUUAAUUCUCACUCGCCAUCAGCCCAAGCUGUAGGGCAGCUGACUCUCACUCAUCCUCAAACCCGUCAAAAUGCCAUUUCUGGAGGAUCGAGGAUAGGGUCCAACCUCGGGAGCUGCGUCAUGAAAAUGGCUGUUUCAAGUAGUGCUGAAUCUCUGGCUCUGUCUCUGGAUCCAGGGCUUACCGAGGAAGAGAGAAUGGCAAAGAAGAGGGAGUACUGGAGGAUAAAGAAACGUGAGCAGCGGGCAGCCCGUGCGGCGCGACUGAAGCAGGGUGUCUUACAAGCGAGGGCCAAUGCAGCCUUACAGAGGAGAAAGGCCCAGAAGCAAGUAGCAUUGAACUCUGCACCACUGAGCAAACGUCUCUCUAACCCAACAGAAAACGCACAACCUCCCCCAGACAACAGUGUGCCCGUUACACCAAAUGCAAAUGAGAUAAAACAAGAGACUGAGUCUGUGCCAGCAGUUGACCUAAAUUCUCAACCAGAACAAGCCAUCUGUCCAGAUAUCAAACGCCCAACCUCCCCGCCACUGCCAUCGCCACCUCCAGCGCCCCAGCCAGAGUCCGAUCCCGCUCUGAGCGCAGACAGCCAGGCUACCACUCUGCGAGCCGUGGCCUCUAUGAAGAAGCUCCUGGAAGAAUCACUUAGCACAGUGAGGGACUGUAAAAGUCAGCAGCCUGACAUGAAAACGGAGCCAGCAGAGGAGGCCUCAGAGCAAGAGAUGAAGCCAAAUUUACCUCAGCUCUUUUUUGAAGAGGAUGAGGUGGCUCCUCUGGCUGCUAACCUGACGUUGCAGAUAAAAAGCUGGCAGCCAGACACUGACGCCCCAGUACACUCACGUUCACCAAGCCCUCAUUUCAAAAACUCACCACAAAUUAGUGAGACACCUUCACCUAUUCCUACCUCCAGUGAUGUUAUUCUGCUUCCCACCUGUGAGCACGCCUCCCAAACCUCUCCCACAUUCACAUUAAACCCCUCCAUGGAAGACUCCGAUGGUCCGUCCUCACCACGCAGAACCCAGAGGCUUCGCGCUAAAAAGGUGGACCAUCAAGACCGCCGCUCCCCAGAGCCGCCAGAGCUCCAUCACCUGCCCGUCGGUGAGCUACACCCGCAGCAAGAACACGGUGAACAACAGUGUCAGGCACAAGAAGAGUGCCAAAACAGCAUGUCGCCAUCAGCACAAAGAUAUCACAGCGUGGGGACUGAGCUGGUCGGCUUGACCAGCCUGCAGAGGAAGAGGGAGUACUGGAAGCUGAUGAAGCGGCAGCAGAGGGCCAGGUUAAAGGCCAGGCAGAAGGAUAGGCAGGGAGGAGUGAGCAGUCGGCAAACCCAGGCUCCAGGUUUUGGUAUCUUCAACAAUGUUAAGCGUGUAAAUCCUCAAGUGAAGCCAGCUCUCAAAUCCAAGUCAUCCAUUGCCUCUCUAGCAGUGUCCAGCAUCCCUGCUCUCAGCCCAACAACAUGUCAUGCUGAACAGUCACCGCACGCACUCCAGUUGAAACUGCCUGUCCUCAGUGUCUCCUGUUCACCCAGAAGUGAGCAGAACAACACAGACGUUGGACCUUCACAGAUCGUGUCACGCUGUCUAGACGCUUCUGAGAAUCAGCAGCAAGCCAUGCCACGUUUUCAAAUAUCAAUGUCUCCGAGCACAGAUGUGGACUCAGCCUGCCUUCCUACUCUGAUGCCUCCAGACAACCCCCUUUCCAGCAUCAACCUGCAACCCAUUGAACCCCAUGUUAAAACUUCUGAUCCCACCCUCAGUGCAAUAAAAAUCCCAUCUCAGCUUCAUAGCCCCUCACAUAUGAUGCAUUCUCCCUGUAAGCUGGUGCCUGUAAGCACCAUGGCUCCACCAAAACCAAUCCCCGGGGAGUCUGAGGAGGACUUUCUGAGGAGGAAGCGAGAGUACUGGAGGAUAAAAAAGAAGGAGCAGCGAGCCCGGAAGGCCAUUCAGGACAAGGCAGGCACCACGAAGAGAGUUGCCAAAGACUGGAGGCCCAUCCUACCUGCACAGGACGCACCGGCACAGGAUUCUGGUCAGUGGUUGAGCUCCUCUGAUGAGUCAGAACAUCUAAUGAGCACUUCAGUGGACACUGACCAGGAAUCAUUUCCGUAUCCAAAUUACACAGCACCGGAAGAAGACGACCCAGAGCUGCUGUUCACUGACUAUGAGAACAACAGUGGGGAGGAAGGUUCCAUCUCCGACGGCGUGUGGAGGUACAGUUACCUCAUGGACUACGACCCACUCAACCAGCUGCUGGUGUGCAUGGUGUGUGGGGAGCUGCAGUACUCUCACAGCCUGGAGGGCGUGAGGGCCCACAUCGAUGAUGCCCACCCAGACACCCUGACGCUAGAAGCCGCGGAGAGACGGCGAAUAUUGGAGGCCUGGGACGAGCAGGUGUCCCAGCGGGAGCGCUUUUUCACCAGCCAACUCCAGCAGCACAGCGGUACAUCGUGACCUCAGAGAGAAGACAUGUAGAGAGUGCAAGAAUAAGGCAGGAAGUGAUUAGAAGAGAACAUGUCCUGCAGGAGUCAACUGAAGAUCCUGGACCCGCAGAGAACCCCCACACUUGCGUCGUCUUCUUUAUUUAUUGUUCUUUUUUUUUUUUUUUUUCAAUCAAUUUGUUUACCUUCAUAGAAAGUCACCUUGAAAAGAAUGCUGCGCUCGCCCUGACAGCAGCUUUACCUCAUUUUCCCGCCAGGAUUGUAAUAUUGUUUCUUCAGUACGGACACUUUUAUACUGAAGCUGCCACAACUGAGAUUUUGUAAUAUUUAAAUAUUUAAUAGAGAGGUCCAACAUUGUGGGGAACACAGUCUCUGUGCUAAGAUGGACUAAAUGCACCCUGGAUCUCUUUAGUAGACAAAAAUCAAAUACACAUUCAUUUUAAUUCAUUUGAAUUUUGCUCCUUUUAUUUAAAAUCCCCAGUUAUUUAAAUGUUUGCCACGAACUAUGAAUCCAAUCUGAUGGAUUAGACAUAACUAGCAGUGUGCAAACCCUAAGGGAAAAAAACACAUUGUUUUAGAUGUGGGCUGUUCUUUCAAAGGUAUUUUUAAAUUCUAAAUAUAUUUUUGUAAUCCCACUGUGCUUAAUGCUUUGCUUAAGCCAGACCCUUGACUGCAUCGUUUUACGCACACUGUGCUACUCAGUUCAACUUCUCUUCCACACAACGCUAAUGCGAGCAUGAUGAGGUGAUGGCCAGUGCUGCAAAAAAAAUAUUAGAUUUAAAGAUCCAGGAUUUCAGGUCAUUCUUGAAACUUUUUGAGAUCACAAAAGUACCCUUGAAAAUACAACCCACUGUGGCACAGUUACAGGUGAAACGUAAGAUUUUAGUUUUCCCUCCCAAGGCUUGCUUUCAUUCUGUUGAUUUAUUUAUCCAGCAGACACAGCAGCAGUGGUCACGUUCGAGCUACAGGUCAGAUUAAAGACGGCUGCGGCAGAAAAGCCCUGAGGUUAACGAAUUAACCCAGGGUCUGUUACACUGAUAUGAAUUCAACUUUUUAAUUUUUUUGUCCAACAGUUACAUGGACUCGCUUUAAAGUCAGACCAAUGAUGAGUCACCAGAGCGACUACCUUACGAUUCAAUGACAACUAUGGGAUAUGAAACAGCUUAAAAACAGAGAGAAGGGUUGUAUCAGACAUUGUUGAACGAUCGAACAGAUGAAUAAAAUGGUAUAAAAUAUAAAGGUGCAGUGUCAGAUUUUGAAGGAUGUGUUGUAAUCGCUGUUGUCGGAGUCAUAUCAGAGCUAUUAUCAAACUAUAGAUAUUUAUAGUAGAUUAUUUAGUAAAUGUAGAUUGAAUCCCAGUGUCAGCCAGCUAUCAGAAAAUGUGUCUACACACAUACAGCACAAGAAUCAAAACACUUUAUACUGUAGUGUAGUUGUAUGAACUGAUAGUUGCUAUCAGAUUUGUAUAAAGUUUUUCCUGCACUCCAGCAGGUGUGAUUCAGGUCUGAGACCCUUAUUAUUUACUGAAUUGUUAUAUUGGCAUCAGGAACUGUUCCACAUGUUUUUGUAUGUGGUAGCACCGUGUUGUUCGAACCUUAAACUUUACACAUGUCCUCUGCGAC
Molecule: messenger RNA, 6615 nt
Organism: Paralichthys olivaceus (Japanese flounder)
Lineage: Eukaryota; Metazoa; Chordata; Actinopteri; Pleuronectiformes; Paralichthyidae
Source: RefSeq, a predicted model, not a curated record